Messenger RNA from Helianthus annuus (common sunflower), 3417 nucleotides. Its product is annotated as leucine-rich repeat receptor-like protein kinase PXL1. Gene Ontology annotation, biological process: protein phosphorylation. NCBI's taxonomy places the organism in Eukaryota, Viridiplantae, Streptophyta, Magnoliopsida, Asterales, Asteraceae. Gene Ontology annotation, cellular component: plasma membrane. Bases 149 to 3151 code for a protein of 1000 amino acids. Gene Ontology annotation, molecular function: ATP binding; protein kinase activity; protein binding. The record is from RefSeq and is a predicted model, not a curated record. The transcript has 2 exons.
AAUAAUUGAAUCCUUCUUAUUAAUCAAUCACCACUCCCCUCCACUCCAUGACACUAUCAUCCUCACUUUCUUGGAAAUCUAAAUAACAUGAAACUUUUCAAUUAAUAUUACCAUUAUAAUCAUAUCAUCAAGCUUUUUGUUUGCAGAAAUGGAAGCCCAUAUGUUCAUAUUUCUUGCUAUCCUCCUUCCUCUUGUUUCCAGCGACGAAAUUUCGUCACUAAUGUCUAUCAAAUCCGCCAUUGUUGAUUCUUUAAACUAUUUGAAUGACUGGAACACGACGUCGUCUGUGUCACAUUGCAACUGGAGAGGUGUUACAUGCAAUGAACAUGGGUUUGUUGAAAAGCUUGAUCUAUCAAACAUGAAUCUCACCGGAAAUAUCUCCGACGACUUUCAAAACUUGUAUCAUCUUUCCUUUCUAAACAUUUCGUCCAACGGGUUUUCGUCUACGCUGCCGAAGUCGUUUGCGAAUCUGACGUCAAUCGAAACGAUUGACGUCAGUCAAAACGAGUUCGUCGGGGAGUUCCCGGCGGGGUUUGGAACGGGAGCUACCCGGCUGAAGUCUGUUAAUGCUUCCAGCAACAAUUUCGCCGGGUACCUUCCGGAGUCCCUCGGAAGUGCCACGUCACUCGAGACGAUUGAUUUCCGAGGGAGUUUCUUUGUGGGAUCAAUCCCGAAGAGUUUCAAGAACCUUCAAAGUUUAAAGUUUCUUGGACUCUCCGGGAACAAUCUCACUGGACCGAUCCCAUCAGAGAUCGGUCAGCUUUUGUCUCUAGAGGUUAUGAUCAUUGGUUACAAUGAGUUCGAAGGCCCAAUCCCAAAAGAGAUUGGGAACCUCAAAAAUCUAGAGUAUCUAGAUUUGGCCGUCGGGACACUCAGUGGAAGUAUCCCGACGGAACUGGGUGAGUUAAAAAAACUCAGCACAAUUUACAUUUACCAGAACAGUUUUGAUGGAGAGAUUCCCGCCGAAAUCGGGAAUCUCUCCUCGCUGGUUUAUUUGGAUCUCUCAGAUAACCAGUUUACCGGAGAGAUCCCGAAACAAAUAGGCAACUUGAAGAGCUUAAAGCUACUAAAUCUGAUGUGCAAUCAGCUCAACGGUUCGAUUCCGACUACCAUCGGCGAGUUACCAGAUUUGGAAAUACUUGAAUUAUGGAAGAAUUCAUUGACAGGAUCCUUACCAGCCAAUCUUGGAAUGAAUUCGCCGUUACAGUGGUUGGAUGUUUCUUCAAACUCAUUAUCCGGCGAGAUUCCGGCGGGGUUGUGUGAUUCCGGCAAUCUCACUAAACUCAUUCUGUUCAACAAUUCGUUUUCGGGUUCUAUCCCCAUUGGUCUUUCAACUUGUUCUUCAUUAGUUCGAGUUCGUUUGCAGAAUAACCGAAUUUCGGGUCAAAUUCCGGGUGGGCUUGGAAGCUUGCCGGAUCUGCAACGGUUAGAAUUGUCACAUAACAAUUUAAGUGGCAAAAUUCCUCAUGAUCUCACUUUAUCGAGUUCGCUUUCGUUCAUUGAUGUUUCUUCGAAUCAUCUUGUUUCAAAUCUGCCGUUUGAUAUAUUUUCAAUGCCAAAUCUGCAAACAUUAGUUGUUUCGGACAACGAUUUAUCCGGCGAUAUCCCGACUCGGUUUCAGGAUUCGCCGGCGUUAUCGGUGCUAGAUUUAUCGUUCAAUAGUUUCUCCGGUGAACUACCGGAGAGCAUAGCUUCAUGCCAGAAGCUUGUGAAUUUGAAUCUAAGUCACAAUCAGUUGACGGGAGAAAUCCCGAAAUCCGUAGCAAGAAUGUCGAUGUUAUCGGUUCUUGAUCUGUCGAAUAACUCAUUCGUUGGAAAGAUUCCGGACAGUUUCGGAAGCUCACCGGCUUUAGAAACGGUCAAUCUUUCGUACAACAAGUUAGAAGGACCGGUCCCGGAUAAUGGGAUGUUACGGACGAUAAACGCAAAUGAUUUAGUCGGAAAUGAUGGGCUAUGCGGGGGCGUGCUCAAGCCGUGUUCAAAUGGUCGAGCCACUAGUUCCGCGCGAAAGAAAGUUCACGUCCGUCACAUCAUUUUCGGUUUCCUUUUCGGGGUUUGCGUGAUUUUAACGAUCGGGAUCGCAGCGUUCACGGGGCGGUGGUUGUACCGAAGAUGGUUUCUUUAUGGGUUUUUGGACGGAUGGAUAAUAAAGCGCGGUAUGGAAUGGCCGUGGCGCCUUAUAGCGUUUCAAAGACUUGGUUUCACUAGUGCGGAUAUCAUGGCGAGCAUCAAGGAGUCGAAUGUGAUUGGAAUGGGAGGAAGUGGGAUCGUUUACAAGGCCACGAUCCACCACCCGUCGCAUUCCGUGGUGGCCGUGAAGAAACUCUGGCGGUCCGAGCCGGAUAUCGAAAAUGGGGAUGACUUAUUUGUAGAAGUGAACCUUCUAGGGCGAUUGCGACAUCGAAACAUUGUUAGAUUAUUAGGCUAUCUCCAUAACGAAGCCGAUGUUAUGAUGGUUUACGAGUACAUGCCUAACGGGAACCUUGCCGAGGCGUUACACGGGAAGAAGUCGGGAAGAAUGUUGGUUGAUUGGGUCUCGAGGUAUAACGUCGCGCUAGGUAUCGCGCACGGUUUGGCUUACCUUCACCAUGACUGCCAUCCGCCAGUUAUUCAUCGUGACGUAAAAUCGAACAAUAUUCUUCUCGAUGCCGACUUCGAGGCGCGGAUUGCGGACUUCGGUUUGGCACGGACCAUGGUUCGGAAGAACGAGACCGUCUCAAUGGUGGCUGGGUCUUACGGAUAUAUAGCUCCAGAAUACGGUUACACAUUGAAGGUGGAUGAAAAAAGUGACAUAUACAGCUUUGGAGUGGUGCUUUUAGAGUUGUUAACAGGGAAACAACCGUUGGACCCGUCAUUUGGCAACUCUGUAGAUAUUGUUGAAUGGGUUCGGAAUCGAAUGAACAAAAGAGAAUUGGAAGGUAUAUUGGAUCUAGAAAUAGGAGGGGAAUGCAAAUAUGUGCAAGAAGAAAUGCUUUUGGUGCUAAGAAUUGCACUUUUAUGUACUAACAAGCUACCAAAAGAGAGACCUUCAAUGAGGGAUGUCAUCACAAUGCUUGGAGAGGCGAAACCACGAAGGAAAAGUGUGUGUGAUGAUAUUGGUGUCAAAGAGAAGCCCAUUUUCAAUAACUCGCCGGUUGUAGGACUUUUAUAAUAUGCGUUAUUUUUCGUCUAAGCAGGCUCCUUAACUGUUCUAUCUUCAGAUGAUCAAGAUAUAGGUAAAUAAUGCAUCGGUAGAAAUGAAUCUGGGUGGGUAUGUGUUCUGGUUUCAUUCUAAAGUUGAAAUCUUGUAAUUUUAGAAUUUCGAGUUAAGCAAUUGUUGUAUAUUUGUUACUAUGUACAAUAUCUGAAUCCCUUUUGUAGAUUUUGGGGGAAAUGUAAUUGUUGAAAGCAUAAAUAACCACUUAAAAUGGUUUUGAA